This is a messenger RNA of Dendronephthya gigantea, 1017 nucleotides long. RefSeq lists its product as uncharacterized. Lineage: Eukaryota; Metazoa; Cnidaria; Anthozoa; Malacalcyonacea; Nephtheidae. Bases 1 to 708 code for a protein of 235 amino acids. The record is from RefSeq and is a predicted model, not a curated record. The transcript has a single exon. Gene Ontology annotation, molecular function: lipid binding.
AUGUCGAACGCCGAAGAAACUAUCAAUUACCCGGAAUCAUUUUCCUGCGAGGAAAUGUUAGCCAAAGCAAAAUGGUAUCACGAGGACCUUCAGAAAGGAGGCUGGCGUGAAAUAUAUAACGAGCGUGAUAAAGCACAAUUUUGGAUAAAGAACUUCCCUGGGGAAGAAGUACGUACAAAAGUUCUGUUCAAAUAUCAACUAGCAUUGUCAGUUCAACAAUUUAGUGAGGUUUCGAGCCCUAAAAAGCUGGAGUUUCGCGUUCAAUGGGACAAAGCGUUCUUCGGCAAUGAACUGCUGGAAGAAUAUCCUGAUGGCGGGGGGUACUUGGUGUGUUUUAGAACCAAAAUGCCAUGGCCUCUUUGUGAUCGAGAGUUUUUGACUUUCACAACCGAAGCUAUAGAAGUGAAGUGGUAUGAUAAACAAGCGUAUCUCAUCCCGUAUAUGAACGCUUUACACAAGUCCAAACCAGCAAACGAAGGGCCAUAUGUAAGAGUAACAAACGGCGGUCAGUUUGUAAUUGCAACGGCAAACGAGAGCGAUCCUGAUCACAGCUGUACCAUAUUUGGUUUAUCGCACAAUCUAUACAACGGCAAUAUGCCUUCAAAAGGUAUAACAUGGCUUCUCGCUCGCGCCGUGCCCAAAGCCUUUCUCAACUUCUAUGGAAGUAUGCUCGAAGGACAUAAAAGAUUUUUUGCUGAUAAGUCAUAAAUAUAUAGGUUAAUAAUUAAUGCUUUUAGCGAAAGGAAUGUUUUACCUCUUGAGUCUUUUAAACAGUAUUAAUACAAGUGUGCUCAUGACGGAUUUGCAUAGGUAGUCACCAAAACUGUCACGACAUCAAGGAUAGCCAAGUCAAAGCGUAAUUUAAUCUUAGAAAGAUGAUAGCGUGAUUGUUUUAAUAUGAUUUGCCAAGUUCUGGGGACAGAGUAGAUGUAGUAGUGGUAGUUUAUUGCAAAUAGUUUAAAACGGCCCAUUGCAUGGAAAGCAGAAACAGCUGAAGGGCUUCCGUUUAACAUAUUU